UGCAUAUACCUUGUCAAACGCAGCUACAGCGCACUAUCAUUGAAAUGUCUGCGAACGAACCCCAGCCUUUAGGAGCUAGCACGGCGGCAGCCGAUAUCUCAGCUCGCGAAGCGGCUUACCUUCCACCUUCCGAACUUGCUGUAAAGUUCGCGAAGGGUAUCCAUCAACAUCAGCCCGCCAAACCGCACGCCAGCGCAACUCAUGAGGGAAAGAACCCUCACUUGAUCAAGAAGAUCGAGGACUUCUACGUCCGACCCCGAUGGCUGUUUGUCCGAAUUGAGACAGAAGGUGGGGUUGUCGGGUGGGGCGAAGGCACCCUAGAGGGUCAUACCGAGUCCGUCCAGGGUAGCUUGAGAGACAUCGCCAGAAGACUGGAGGGAUGGGACGCCAUGAACAUUGAAGACAUCUACUCUUUCAUGCACCGGUUGCGAUUCUAUCGAGGCGGAGCUACUCUCAUGUCCGCACUUAGCGGAAUCGAUAUUGCCCUUUGGGACAUCAAAGGCAAGGUGCUUGGCGUCCCUGUAUGGGAGCUCUUAGGAGGCAAAGUCAGAGAGACCGCGCCUGUCUAUGGCUGGAUUGGCGGAGAUCGCCCCAGUGAUGUGUUGGAGCAGGCCAAGGUGCGAAAAGCUCAAGGCUUUACGAGAGUCAAGAUGAACGCUACGGAAUCCGUCGGAUGGUUAGACUCCCCUCAUGCUCUUGACGAGACGGUUCAACGACUUGCUGAAGUCAAGUCCAUAGGAAUGGACGCGGGACUCGACUUUCAUGGCCGCCUUCAUAAGCCCAUGGCUAAGCAAUUAGCAAAAUUGCUGGAACCUCAUCGCCCACUUUUUAUCGAGGAGCCUCUACUGCCUGGAUAUCCAAACGAGACGAAAGAUCUGUACAAUCAAAUUUCAAUCCCCAUAGCCCUUGGAGAGCGACUUUUCACCCGAGAAGACUUCAGACCAUACUUUGAACUCGGCUGCAUCGAUAUUGCACAACCAGACAUCGCUCACGCUGGUGGCAUCUCCGAGACGAGGAAGAUCUCGACCAUGGCAGAAGCUUAUGACAUCGGAAUCGCCCCGCACUGUCCUUUGGGACCUCUCGCUUUCGCUGCGUGUCUCCAGAUAGCUUUCUGCACGACCAAUUUCGUGGUCUGUGAAAUGUCAUGGAAGAUGCACUAUAAUACUGGCGGCUUUGACUUGUUCACCUACAUGCUCAAUCCUGAGGUCUUUGCAGUGAAGAAUGGUUCGGUAUCCCUUUUGGCUGGGCCUGGACUCGGAAUAGAGAUGAACGAAGAGUUGAUCCGAAAAGAAGCGGCCGAGGCUGCUACACUUGCCCCAUGGACUAAUCCCAUCUUCAGAGGUCCAGACGGAAGUGUGAGAGAGUGGUGAUCGGGGACUUGGCCGGCGAAUUUUCGGAUAUAUACCCCGCAUGAAUGUGUCCGCAAAAAAGGCCCGAAGCAUCCUCCUUCAACCAAAAG
This is a messenger RNA of Kockovaella imperatae, 1459 nucleotides long. Its product is annotated as putative mandelate racemase/muconate lactonizing enzyme. NCBI's taxonomy places the organism in Eukaryota, Fungi, Basidiomycota, Tremellomycetes, Tremellales, Cuniculitremaceae. Gene Ontology annotation, biological process: amino acid catabolic process; D-galactonate catabolic process. The record is from RefSeq and is a predicted model, not a curated record. The transcript has 14 exons. Bases 45 to 1370 code for a protein of 441 amino acids. Gene Ontology annotation, molecular function: galactonate dehydratase activity.